AACGCGUUCAGUCGUAGCUACAUGUUUGGAAGAUUGAGUUGAUGUAUUUUCAGUAAUUAGGUGGAAAAGAAAAAAAAACAAUGGAUGGCAAACGCAGAAACAUUUCAAAUCUGCCCGAAGACUCGCCAGACAAGAAAAUCCGAAGACAAAAUACUCCUGCCCAAGAGAAUCAUGGAGAAAGUUCUACAGGUACAAUUGUCGAAAGAUUGGUGACUAUUUGGAAAGCACAAGCCAAUUUUCCUCCAGUAUUCACUCAAGAGGGUUCUGAUGUAAUUACGUUGAAACAAAUUGAACAAAAAUGUAUAAGUUUAGAAAAGGUCAACAAAGAGCUGCAGAUGAAACUCGCCUCAUCAGAAGCAAAUGUCGUGAAAUUAAAAGUUGAUUUGAUAAAUGAAGGUUCCCAGCAAGAGCAGCUCAUAAGUAAAUUAAACACAGUAUGGGAUUACAUGAAGAGUAUCACUGAAACCAUCAAUUACGUAACUGAAACAAUGGAUGAAACUAAGGGACAUACUGAACAUCUUAGGUCUCAAUACAAUGAGGUAAUUGUUAAGGUGUAUGCCGACAAUGAAAUUCUCAUGUCUGAGGCAGAGCAGUUCAACAUAGAAAAGAUCAAUCAUACUGAGGCACUUCGACUACUCGCUCAAAAAGAAUGUGAGCUAGUUGAAUUGAAACCAAAGUAUCAGAUUCUCCACGUUGAAGUCGAGAGUUACAAGAAGAAACUUGAGGAACUUGGAGAGGACCAGAGUCUCCUUCAGAAGAAAAUCGUUGAACUUGAAGUAAUUGCAGCGGAAGAGAAAAGAAGGCUGGAGUUUUUGUGUGCAGCAGAGACAGAAAAAUUGAAUGAACAACGACAUCUCCAUGAGACUGAGAUGCAGAAUACUUUGAAGGAUCUCGAAGGGCUUAACGAAAAAAUUGAAAAAUUGCAGGAAGAGAGGAACGACGUUUUUCGGUUACUGGCUGAGAAAGAGGAGGAGAUGAAGAAUUUCAAACAGACUGUCGAUCGAUACAAAACAAAUGUAGAGGAAUUGAAGAUUCAACUGACCGAGAAAUCUGUCAGUUUUCAACGGCUAAAUGAUGAGAAGGCGAAGUGUGAGGGAGAAAUAAUGGAGAAAAACACACAGAUGUCUCAAUUUAUGCAACAAUUGGAGGCAGUCAAACUGGAUUUAUCGAGGAAGACAGCUAAUGUGACACGUCUGGAGCAGGCGAAACUUGAGUUGGAGCAAAAUAUUGCAAUAAAAGAAUUUGAAUCUCAGGAGACAGAGACGAAGUGUGGUCAAGUGAAGAUACAAAUGCGAAAAGAACUUGAGAUGCUACACGACAAGUUGUCACAAAAAGUUGUGCAAGUACAAGAGCUUCAGCAAAAGGUGAACGAGGCUGAAUCCGUGAAAGAGUCCAUCUUAACUGAAUUAUCGAAUUCUAAUGUCUUACUGCAAGCCGCCCAGAGGGAAAAUGAAGAUAUUAAACAUAAAUUGACUUCAAGCAGUUCAAGUAAGGAUUUGAAUAAGCAAUUGGAAGAGAAACAACUUAAAUUAACUGCAGAAAAUCAAGAAUUGAAAGAGAAGUACAAAGAUAUGGAGGAUAAAUAUCAAAAAGAGAUAUCAGCUUUUAAAAACAAGUCUCAAAAACUGGAAUUAGAAUUGGCUAGUGUGAAUAGUAAGCUUCAACAACUUGAAGAAUUUAAUGAGCAUAAUCUCAAAGAGAGGGCAAAAUUCAAUGAGCAAUUCACUAUAUCAGAACAAAAGUUGAAACACAUAACGAAAUCAGAUGCUCAACUAAAAGAAAAGCUGCAGAUAGCAAGUCAAAAUUUGAACCUAGCUGAACAAACAAUUCAGAAUUUGAACCAGAAAAAUCAGCAAUUAGAACUCAAAAACAAAGAAAUUAUGAGGACAGAGCAGAAAAUGGGAUCUGUUGAGAAGAAAGCUGAUGAAUUUCAGCAGAAGUACUUGGAUGCAGAGUACUUCGAAUUAGAUGCAGCUAAGCUCAGAGUUCAAGAGAUUGAUAAUAAACGGUUUCUCACAAGCAGCGAAUCUUUCCAGAAGCAGCAGAAGGAUCUAGAAGCAUCAGAGAGGAGAGCCCGAGACUUUGAACAGAAGUAUUAUGCUCUACAUGCAUUGCAAAAAACAGAGAAGCAGAAAUUCGAGAAGCAACAGAGACUGCUCAAGGAGACUGAAAAAAAAGCUCACGAGUUUGAGGAAAAAUUUAGACGGCUCGAAGUUGACGGAUUGGAGUUUAACAAAAAAUUGAGUGGUCUUCAGCGUUUGGAUCCUCAGCUGUUAUCGCCAUCUUCUUGGAAAACGAAUUAUCCGGUGAAUGCUAAGAGAGUCACUAUUGUUUCAGAUAAGGCAUUGCCUCUAAGUACAAUUACGUGUAUGCCACCACCACCACCACCAUCACCCACGACGAAGGCACCAAAACCGCCAGUGCGAUCGAUUCUGAAGACUGUUUCAUCAACCCCAAGGGUUUUUCAAGUGCCAGUGUCACAGAGGCCCAAGCGAGCUAUUAGCCCUCCUCAAUCAUCAAUUGAUUUAUCUAUCAACCCAGAAAAAUCCAUGCGGCUACCUGAUGAACCAUCGCGUACCUCCUCCCCCGACAGUUCUGAAAUGAUUGUCGAUAAUGAUUUUGAUAUAACCGUCAAGAAAAUCUUGGAAACUUUAUCACAAGAGAAGUCAAAGUCACCCAAGCCGAUGACGACUUCUAUAAAAAAUCCCAGAAAGUUUUUUAAGAACAGAGGAUCUCAGCGAAAUUAAAAAGAUCUUUCAUCGUCAAAUUUCAGUCGAAAAUCCAUACGUAAAUAUUUUCGUACUGAAAAUAUAAUAUCGAGUUAAUUUUCAAGUGAAUUAUCCGAGUUUUCAUAAUUGAA
Messenger RNA from Fopius arisanus, 2860 nucleotides. RefSeq names its product centrosomal protein of 83 kDa-like. Lineage: Eukaryota; Metazoa; Arthropoda; Insecta; Hymenoptera; Braconidae. The transcript has 3 exons. The coding region runs from base 81 to 2747 and encodes 888 amino acids. The record is from RefSeq and is a predicted model, not a curated record.